UAGAAUAUAAACGAUAUAAAAAUCAAAAUCUGAAUACAAAAUACAAAAUGAAACGGUACAACAUGCAUUCGGACAACCCACAAGACCAAGCCACCUCUUCCGCCUCUCCAAUGGCGUCACUGUCUUCUCUUUUCCUCUCCAACCCUCGCUCUCUCCGCCUUCCAAACCCUAAUCCUAACCCUAACCCUCAAAUUCACCUCCCUCUUAGAAGCCAAACCCUAACUUUCUCCUCAAACUCCUCCCAAAUCUCCACUGAUUCUCCACCGCCACCUCCUCCGCCGCCGGAGAAGAAAUCGUUCGCGGUGGCCACCGGCGAGCUCUUCCUAGGAAUUGCAACGCGAAUUAUAAAGAGAAGGAAUGGGAUUGAUGGUGGGGACUCGAAUUCGGUCCCGAUUACGAUGUUUAGGGAUUCGGAGAGAGAGUCGUAUUUUUGGAGGAGGACGAAGGAGGGGAUUGCGUCGGUGGUGGAGGACCCGGUGCAGCCGGAGGUGGUUUGGGAGCAGAGGUUGAAGGAUGUGGAGGCGGAGAGGUGUCGGAAGGCGGUGACGAGCCCUGGGUUUAGCUUCUCUGCUGCUGGGCUUCUGUUUCCAUACCAUCUUGGUGUUGCUCAAUUUCUUAUCGAGAAGGGUUACAUAAAGGACACCACACCGUUAGCUGGUUCAUCUGCUGGUGCUAUUGUUUGUGCAGUGAUUGCGUCAGGAGCCAGUAUGGAAGAGGCUUUAAAAGCUACCAAAAUAUUGGCUGAAGAUUGCAGGCUGAGAGGGACUGCAUUUCGCCUAGGGGCUGUUCUAAAAGAUGUUCUUGACAAGUUUCUGCCAGAUGACGUACAUUUUCGAUCCAAUGGGAGGGUUCGCGUUGCUGUAACACAGAUCCUUUGGAGGCCUAGAGGCUUGUUGGUUGAUCAAUUUGACUCUAAAGAAGACCUUAUCAAUGCAGUCUUUACUUCAUCCUUUAUUCCGGGAUAUGUUGCACCAAGACCAGCAACAAUGUUCCGGAAUCGACUUUGCAUUGAUGGGGGUUUGACAUUGUUUAUGCCACCCACAUCUGCCACUCAGACGAUUCGUGUUUGUGCCUUCCCAGCCAGUCGAUUGGGAUUGCAAGGAAUUGGAAUUAGUCCCGACUGCAACCCUGAAAGUCGGGCUACUCCCAGAGAGCUUUUUAAUUGGGCACUUGAGCCGGCAGAGGAUGAUAUUCUUGAUAAGCUCUUUGAGUACGGGUAUUUAGAUGCAGCUGUGUGGGCUGAAGAGAAUCCAGUCGAAGAAAUAGUUCGAGAUGACCACCCACAUGUUGAGAACAGUGCAGUUGCAUAGUACUGUCGUGAAGAUCAAUCUUGUUCAAAGUUAAGAUGAACGUGAAGGACCGAAACUUUUGGGGAGCUUCUAUUUGCACAUUCCCAUUCCCCUCUUUACACACACUUAAUAAAAAUUAUUGUUAUUAUAAUUUUAU
Molecule: messenger RNA, 1446 nt
Organism: Camellia sinensis
Lineage: Eukaryota; Viridiplantae; Streptophyta; Magnoliopsida; Ericales; Theaceae
Product: Acyl transferase/acyl hydrolase/lysophospholipase superfamily protein
Biological process (GO): triglyceride catabolic process; lipid homeostasis; DNA integration
Cellular component (GO): cytoplasm; membrane; lipid droplet
Molecular function (GO): nucleic acid binding; triacylglycerol lipase activity
Source: RefSeq, a predicted model, not a curated record